Molecule: messenger RNA, 3228 nt
Organism: Benincasa hispida (wax gourd)
Lineage: Eukaryota; Viridiplantae; Streptophyta; Magnoliopsida; Cucurbitales; Cucurbitaceae
Biological process (GO): RNA modification
Molecular function (GO): RNA binding; protein binding
Source: RefSeq, a predicted model, not a curated record
ACGAAACCGGAAUUCAUAUUCUUCCCUCCUCUGACGCAGCCGCCACCCCCUACUCAGUCUCGUUCUCUGGCGAUCGCGUACCACGAGCGGCGAGCCUCCGAGACGACAUACAGACUCCGGCGACCAAUCUCGCCCGACCCACGCAUUGACGACAUUACCCACACUGCAAGCCCACGCAUUUGAGAUGCGUUCCCUCCUCAGGCCACGAGCGACUAGGCCUCACUGGCGACAACCCACGCAGAUUGACGCUGAGCGUUCUUCUCCGGUGAUUACUCGCCAGCGAGUUUUGACCCACAAAUCUGACUUGCAUCGCGAGCCCGACUUCGAAUGUCUUUGCCUAGGCCGUCGCACCAUCAUUUCCCUCCGUUUCGACAAGUUUCAUCAUUGACCCACUCUUUGUUGGUCUUAAAUCAGUUGUUACAUUCUCUUUGCUGAAAGAAAUGCUUCCUUUUCAGGAGAAGAAUCCAACUUAGUUGCAAGUUUCAAUUUCAAGUCCACAAACAGAGAAGGCGUUUUGUCUCUAAAGAGUUCGACAAGGUUCAGUUCGAGAUAUGAAAUUCAACGUCAAGUCUAUUGGGGAGAAGGGAAGCUAUGUCUUUACUCAAAAUUUAAGGAUUUCCCAGUUGGGAAAAUCAGGUCGCAUUGAAGAAGCUGUUGCAGUUUUCUCACAGAUGACUGAGAAGAACAUUGUGACGUACAAUUCAAUGAUCUCCGCCUAUGCCAAAAAUGGAAGGAUAGAAAAUGCACGUGAGUUGUUUGAUCUAAUGCCUCAAAGAAAUUUGGUUUCAUGGAACUCCAUGAUCGCGGGUUACUUGCACAAUGAGUUGGUUGAGGAUGCAGCCAAACUGUUUGAUAAAAUGUUUAAGAGAGACCUCUACUCGUGGACUUUGAUGAUAACUUGUUAUACACGUAUUGGUGAGCUCGAGAAGGCAAAGGAACUUUUCAAUUUACUUCCCGACAAGCAAGACACAGUUUGUUGUAAUGCACUUAUUGCUGGUUAUGCUAAGAAGAGACGGUUUGACGAGGCAAAAAAGCUAUUUGAUGAAAUGUUGGUUAAGAAUAUAGUUUCUUGGAAUUCUAUGUUAUCAGGCUACACCAAGAACGGAGAAAUGCAGUUGGGGCUGCAGUUCUUUGAAGCCAUGGGAGAAAGGAAUGUCGUUUCAUGGAAUUUAAUGGUUGAUGGAUAUAUUGGGGUUGGUGAUUUGGAUUCUGCCUGGAUGAUUUUCAAGAAAAUUCCAACCCCAAAUGUGGUAUCAUGGGUGACGAUGUUCUCUGGUUUUGCACAUUACGGUAGGAUCACUGAGGCUCGGAGUCUCUUUGACGAGAUACCAAGUAAGAAUUUGGUUUCUUGGAAUGCUAUGAUUGGAGCUUAUGUACGACACAACCAAAUUGACGACGCUUAUAAGCUAUUUAUGGAAAUGCCAGAAAAGGACUCUGUAUCAUAUACUACUAUGAUCAACGGGUAUGUUCGAGUUGGUAAGCUUUCGCAGGCAAGGGAAAUUUUAAAUCUAAUGCCUUAUAAGAAUAUUGCAGCGCAAACAGCAAUGAUCAAUGGGUAUGUACAAAGUAGUAGAGUGGAUGAAGCCAACGAAAUUUUUAGUCAAAUUUCUGUGCGUGAUAGUGUUUGUUGGAACACCAUGAUCACUGGCUACACACAUUGUGGAAGAAUGGAUGAAGCUCUCUGUCUGUUUCAAGAUAUGGCAUGCAAAGACAUGGUUUCAUGGAAUACUAUGAUUGCUGGUUAUGCUCAAUCAGGACAAAUGGUCAAAGCACUCGGAAUAUUUAAUGAAAUGCAAGAGAGGAAUAUUGUCUCUUGGAAUUCUCUGAUUACAGGAUAUGUACAAAACGGAUUAUACUUUGAAGCACUGAAUUGUUUCAUAUUGAUGAAACAGCAAGGAGAGAAGCCUGAUCAAUCAACUUUUGUGUGUUGCUUGCGAGCAUCUGCCAAUCUUGCAGCUUUGAAUAUUGGAAUUCAACUUCACCAUCUCGUUAUCAAGACUGGUUUUGGUAUUGACUUAUUUGUUAAAAACGCAAUAAUGACAAUGUAUGCAAAAAGUGGAAGAGUCCUUGAAGCUGAAAAUGUAUUUGCUGAGACCAAUAAUAAAGAUGUGGUCUCAUGGAAUUCUUUGAUAGCUGGAUAUGCAUUAAAUGGGUGUGGAAAAGAAGCUCUUGGGCUUUUUGAAGAGAUGUCAAUAAGAGGUAUCAUUCCUGAUGAAGUUACAUUCACUGGCUUAUUAUCUGCUUGCAAUCAUGGUGGUCUUGUGGAUCAGGGUUUGAGUUUGUUUAAGUGCAUGACUGAAACAUACUCAAUAAAACCCUCAUCAGAACAUUAUGCUUGUGUGGUUGACUUGCUUGGUCGGGUGGGUAGGUUAGAAGAAGCCAUGGAAAUAGUGGAAGGGAUGAAAACUAUGUCAAGUGCAAAAAUAUGGGGUGCAUUGCUAUGGGGAUGUAGGAAACAUCAGAAUUUGGAGCUAGCCAAGUAUACAGCUGAGAGGCUUUUAGCACUUGAACCACAAAAUGCCUCAAAUUAUGUACUAUUAUCAAACAUGCAUGCUGAGGCAGGGAGAUGGGAUAUGGUUGAAAGAGUCAGGGUAUUAAUGAAAGAAAAUAAGGCUGAGAAGCAACCUGGCUGCAGUUGGAUUGAAAUUGACUAUCAAGUGCACUGUUUUCUAUCUGAAGCUCCACCAGGCUUGAGGCUAGAAAUUUGCAACAUCUUGAAAACUGUUACUGCACAGAUAAGAAACACGGAGUGGAUGUUGGAUUAUAGGUAUAUACUUGAUAUAUUGUGAGAAACUGCUGAUAAUGAACAGUUGUGAGUAGAUAGAGGAAGAGCGGUUUUGGAGAUUUUUCCAUGUUCUCACACCUUUUUUAUAGGUAGUUCUCUUAAGGAUGUUGACAUUUCAAGUUCAGCUUGCAAUUCUUGAGAUAUGUAUAGAAAUGAGAGGAAACAAAAGAAACUUGUAUUGAUGAGGAAAAAGAAUGGUGAGGAAUGGAAAUUAGAUGACUUGCUAAAAAGAUUACAAAAAAAUCAAUAUAAUCGAAACGAUGGGCAGAAAAAUUUCAUAGAAUGCGACCAAAAAAUCCAAAACUUCUCUAUGAGUGACCCAUUCUUAAAAACUUCCUUCUAAUUGAUUUUUUCCACAUGUGAAACAUCAUUUUUGCCCCUGAUUUAAAUGAAGCAGCUAAGCAAGCGGGAAUGGGAACGUGCGUUUCAUUCACUUUUCUUUC